Molecule: messenger RNA, 1267 nt
Organism: Gossypium arboreum
Lineage: Eukaryota; Viridiplantae; Streptophyta; Magnoliopsida; Malvales; Malvaceae
Product: cell number regulator 6-like
Exons: 5
Coding region: 302-1039 (245 amino acids)
Source: RefSeq, a predicted model, not a curated record
UUUUUUUUUGGGGGGGUUAUUUUUCUAACAAUUUCGACUAUAUAAUAAGUAAUAACCCUCCUUGGGGCUUCUCGGUUCUCAAGGACGUCAAUGGAUUAUGUAACUUCGAAAUGAAUAUUAUGAAACAAAUUGCUCUUUAUUAAUAAGCCUUUUGUUUCCAACACUUGUUCCCCAUAAAACAAAGUUAGCGUCGUCCCUCUCCGUAGGAAAAGGCAAUGGAAAAUCACAGUAAAAAAAAUGGAAAGACUGACUGAUUCGUAUACAAGGCCAAGAAGGAAACAUUUCCAGAUUCGGAGCUGAGAUGGAUGAAAGCAAGGGACCAUCACAUUACGUAAGGCUUACAAAGGAAAAAGAGCCUCUUGAAGAGAUCACCCCUGGAGAACUCAAUCAACCCGUUCAAGUUCCUCAGUUAGUUGUACAUAGAUGCCUUGAAUGUGGGCAACCUCUACCUGAAAGCUAUGAGCCACCUGCUGAUGAAGACUGGACAACUGGAGUUUUCGGCUGUUUUGAAGAUACUGAGAGCUGCGUGACGGGUCUGUUUUGUCCAUGUUUGUUGUUCGGGCAAAAUGUUGAAACCUUGAGAGACGAUAUAACAAGGAAUGAUGCAUGCUUUUGUCAUGCUUUAUGUGUAGAAGGCGGGAUGGUGAUUGCAGCAACCACCUUAUUCUUCCACGGCAUUGACCCUCAAACAUCAUUUCUCAUUGGUGAGACCCUGGUUUUUGCUUGGUGGUUGUGCGGCAUCUACAAUGGGUUGUUUCGACAAUCCCUGCAGAAGAAAUAUCAUCUCAAGAAUUCGCCAUGUCAUCCCUGCUUGGUCCACUGCUGCUUGCAUUGGUGUGCCUUGUGUCAAGAGCACAGGGAAUUGAAGAACCAUUUAUCUGAUAACGUCGAUAUGCAAAUGACCCUUCUUAAGCCACCGCCGGUUCAAGUAAUGACCUCUGAUGGGCAGAAACAGGAGGAGCCUGCACCAGCCUUACCUCCAUCUACGGUACCUGACGGAAAUGAUGAACAACCAAAAUUGGAGAAAACACCAAUAUAGGAUUGAUUUCUUUCUUAUCAAUAUUUUUUUUUUAUCAUUAAAAGAAAAAAACUAGUAGGAAGGAACUCAUUUAUGUCUUUUAUUAUCGUUGCAGCAAUUCUUUUUUUUGGUAAAGGUAGAAAACUACCCGUAUUUAAACUACAAUCACUCUAGGCACUAUAUUAGGUGGCUGUGGGAAGACGGUAAAACCCGGGUUCAAAUUAAAAGUUAUAGCUGCCAUACUAUUCA